Brassica rapa (field mustard) is the source of this 8860-nucleotide messenger RNA. RefSeq names its product salicylate/benzoate carboxyl methyltransferase. Lineage: Eukaryota; Viridiplantae; Streptophyta; Magnoliopsida; Brassicales; Brassicaceae. Gene Ontology annotation, molecular function: methyltransferase activity. The record is from RefSeq and is a predicted model, not a curated record.
ACCAAUUUUCCUAACAUUUAUAUAUACGGUGCUAUUUUUCUAUAAUAAUACUUUAUUAUCUUUUCCCUAACCGGUAAAAUGUACAAAAAAUUAAAAUUAAAAUUCAUAACUAAAAUAAAAGAAAAAAUAUCUUCGGUAACUCCUCCUCCAUACGUAGUUUCCUCGUUCUCUUUCAUAUGAAAUAACUGUAAUCAACUAUUGACCAUUUAUUCCAUGAAAUACAUCAUGGCCUCUUCUAUCCAGACACGUUAGCUUAUAUAUCCCACAUUUAUUUUCUAAAAGUACAUAUUUCAUGUUUCUAUUUCAUCUGAAAUACAUUCCACCGGGGUUGCCAUUGGGGCCAUGCUCCAUAAAACCAUAUGCAUAGCAACAUUUGAGAAAUAUGGUAGAUUGCUUUUAGAUUGCAACUACAUUUUCACAUUGUCUAUUUUAUAUGCCUCACGUAGAAGGGAAAAUGAAUAUGUCUGAUAUUUUGAAUUUUGAGUUUUGAGUUUAGUUUAUGGAAGAUUUGAAUUGAUAUUGGAUUAGAGUUUAUAUUUCCGUGUAGGAUAUAAUGAUUAGUCGCUAGGGUUUAGUUUAUGGUCGAUUGGGGUUGAUAUUGGGCAAGCAUUACCACUUUCAUAUUUUGAUAUUUGGAUUAAGGUUUUAUAUUCAUGUGUUGGAUUUAAUGAUUACUUGAUAAGGUUUAGUUUAUAGACAAUUGGGGUUGACAAUGGAGCAAUCAUACCAUUUUCAUAUUGUGAUAUUUGGAUUAGGGUUUAUAUUCCCCUAUUGGGUUUAAUGAUUUAUAGAGUUUAAUUAAUGGACUAUUGGGGUUGACAUUGGAGCAAGCAUUACCACAUUCCAUGAAGCCAUAACCAUAUCAACAUAACCAUUUUAUAAUUUCACCAAUAUGUACUAUGCUAUUUAUUUUGCUCCAUUCUAUUUGACUUUAAGGUUUAUAUUUUAGUAAUGAUUCAUAUCAUGUGAUAUUUGGAUUAUAGUUUAUAUUUUUUUUUUAGGGUUUAGUGAUUAAUAUUUUGAGUUUAGUUUAUGGAAAGUUUGGGUUAACGUUGAGGUAAGCAUUAUCUCAUUCCAUGUAAUCAUAGACAUUUUAAAAUUUGAACAGUAUAUACUAUGUUAUUUCGUUUGUUAUUAUUCUAUUUUAUUGAUGUUUCAUAAGUACUAUUUGCAUAUUUUUAUAUUUGUGUUAGGAUUUAUAUUUCUUUUUAGGAAUUAGUGAUUAGUAUUUUGGAUUUAGUUUAUAGAAGGUUUGGGUAAAUGAUAGGGUAAUUAUUACCUACUUCCAUGCAAUCGUAGACAUUUCAAAAUUUAAACAAUGUGUAAUAUGCUAUUUCGUUGUUAUUAUUCAAUUGCUAGGGUUGUUCUACACCAUUUUGGUUAUAUAGAAUGUGAACUUUGUAACUUUCAAUUCUUCACAUAUAUUCACAUAUGUUACUUCUUUUGAGUGCACUUUCUAUAACUUUAAAAUGUCUACUAUUUUUUCUUCUUUUUUAUUGCAUACAGUUAAAACUUAUGUGGUAAAUAAUUUGGAACAAGUGCUUUGUUUCUAUAUGUGAUUGUAAAUACUCCACAAAAAGCACGAGUCAUUUACUAUUUUUUUGCAUCUCGAGACUUAUUAAGCCCAAGGAUAAAACCGGACAGUUUGAAAUCUAAAUGUGUGACGUUGCAUUGUGUCAAAAUCAUUGCCACUCACCUUAUUUAUGUUUAAAAUCUGCCUAUUACACAAAUAAACCCUACAUACUACUCACUAUUGAAGUAGAAGCAUUUACUAGAUAAUGUUAAAACACGUCUUUGAUUAUCUUCAUCAUAAAACUUAGUUUUCAAUUUUAGUCUCAACUAAUAUAUAUUACAAAAAUCCAAACUCUAAAUAUAUCACGGAAAAUCUAUUUACUAUAUAAUUUUCCUAUGAAAAAAUGUUAUCGUUCUAAGAAAAUCUCAAACUAAUUUUUAUAUAUUUUUUGAAACAUAAAAAAUAAUAUUAUCGAGGUAAAUUUUGAUCUAAUGUAUUCAUCUAUAAUAUGUUUAUUUUAUUUUUGAGAUAAAACAUAGAUAAAUGUUGUUUUUCUAUAUAUAGAGACAAAAUAACAUUUUCUAUAUUUUUCCUCAUAUAUAUAUAUAUAUAAUAUAUAAUUCACAUUUUUCAGCACAUAUUUAUAGAUUUUGAAUAUAAUACAAUCUAAUGUAUAAUCUUGUAUUAAUUAAAUUGGAAGUGUUGCAGUAUGUAUAUACGUCUGAAACAAAUAAAUAACCUUGUAUCUAUAGUUCAUAUUACGAAUUAAAAACAGGGUGUUGAAUUGUAAGAUGACAUCAAAACAGGAAAGAACUAGUGAACUACUCAGUGAAAAACACUAUUAGUAAUGAAAAAGCAGAUGCGCGAUAAAACGACAUACAAAAUGGGCACGGUGUAUAAGAUUUGGAGAGGAACAUAUUUCACUCUUCUAAUUGUUUAAUGGGAAUGAUUGAUGGUCUAAAUGUCAGGAUAGUCUAUAAAAUCAUCCCAACCUGAAAAUAUUAUAAUUGCUUAAGCCGCAUGCACAGUGUCCGGUGGGUACGGCUUAGCACUAAUCAUAGUGCAAUAAUAUGAAUAGCAAUAGUAUAUAAAAAUGCACUUUUAUGCAGACACCCACGCAGGAAAAUAAAAUGAAAAGUGACUUUCUUUUUCACCAAGACCCGUAAUCUCUGCUGAUAAAAUUUCAAAAGCAGUUUCCACCUUUUCCCUAUAUCUUUUGUGUUUGUUUUUUCAAACUUUACUUAUAUUUAAUAGAAAUACCGAUUGCCUUACAAAAAAUUACUGUCUGCAUUUUAAAUUUGUUUUUGUUAGUUCGUGAUCUUUAUUUGAGAUCAGCAACAAAGAUGAUUGUUUCCACCACGAACGGCUAUAGGCUAUUAUUGCUAUUGUGGUUGUUGGAUUCAUUCACCAUCACUGCACUUUUAAGUUGAUUAGCUAAUGUUUUGAUAAACUUGACAACCUAAAAUUACAUAUUAGAGAUAGAUUUUAUACUUAUCACAUAACACACGCAGUUAAUUAUAAAAAAAAAAUUGUCCUGGAUUACGUUGAUUUAUAGUGAAAAACAAAGAAAAUAAUUUACGAGGAAUAUUUGCAUGCAUUAAGCUUUUUUCACUGUUCCAAAGAACUUAAUUUUUCACCUCAGGCUAACAUCUUUGGGAGCUUAUGAACGAGAACUUCCUUGAUUUUUCAUUUAAAUAAAAAUAAAAAGGAGCCAAGACAUGCGUUAUUAUCCAUAUCAUGGAUGCAUGAACGAAAACAGGAAAGAUAAGGAUGUUGACGUCAAUCAAUGUAUAUAGUACGUAGAUGUAUUAUACAAAUAAACCCAAGCCUACGAAUUGUCGUAUAGCUUAUAUUUAUUUGGCCCACAUUUAUAUCAAGGGUCGACAAAAAGAUACAUUGAGAACUAGAUUUAUAAGUUGUCUAAAUGGCAAUGGUCCAUAUCAAAUAGAUUAAGAAGGAUUAGGAAUAAUAUGUAUUCAACUGAAAAUUUGAUGUGAAUUGUUUUUAGAUGACAAAUCGAUUGUUAUUCAAAUAAGAAGUUUAAAAUUUCAUUUAAAGUUUAGUGUGUUACUGAACUUGACAUUUCAUAAAAUAUUUGAAAUCUACUGUUGUUGAAAAAAAUAAAUCUUGAAUUUUAGAAGUUUUUAGUGAUUUUAUAAUGUUUGGAUGAAAUUUCUUAAUUAGAAAAAUAAAAAUCUAAUUUUAUAACUUUUUUUGUGCUUACAUAUCAACUCUUUAUUAGUCAAUAUGAGAGUACAUGAUUUUGACAAUGCAAGUGAUUCAACCACAUUUAUAAACAGAGAAAUCUAGAAUCACACAUUUGGAUACACAUUUUGAUUCUACGCUAUACAAUAUAAAACUCAGUUAUAAUUCCACCUCAAUAAGUACAAACUCAUCCUACUACCCAUGAUAAGCUGCCUCUUAACCACUUAAUUAGACCAAAGAGACGACAACAAUGAGAACUCACAACGACGGUUUUCGUGGUUAUUUCGUCAUAAAAUAGAGUUUAUGACGAAAUAACUACGAAAGCUAUUUCAUCGUUAAACAUUCUUCGUAACAUAUAUUUCCUCGCUAAUUCGCCGUAAAGUGAAAGGUUUCGUCGUAAAAGCCACGUAAACUAUUUCCUCGUAAAAACUACGUAAACAUUUUCCUCGUAAAGAAUACAUAAAAAAAUUUCUCGUAAAGUAGACGCUUGAUUACGUCGUUCUUUACACGUAAUCUUUACGACGAAUCUCCGUGUCUUUCGUAGUAAAUUCCUCGCUAACAUUUUUUCAAUUUCCUCGCUAAUUAAACGUAAUUUAGCUACGGAUUUGCUUAGAUUCUUUAUUUUAAAAAAAUAAUAUAUAAUCAAAAAUAUUUUUAAAUUUGUUUCAAAAUUAUUAAAAAUGUAAAUAAGAAAUCAUAUGAAAAUAUUUUAUAAAUAUUUAAGUUUCAAAUUUAUAAUACAAUAAAAAGAAGAAAAAAAAAACUAAGGGGCAUGUGCGCCUACCGAGCUAGCAACACCCCCCUCUUUCUGUUGUUCUGCAUCUCCUCGAAGAGGUCUGGACUCCUUCUCUCUACUUCUUCCUCAUCCUCAUGCGUGCUGGGUGGCUCUAGAACGGGAUUUUGUCUCAGCAUCUCUGCCAACAUGGUCUCCAAAUGAGGAUUUCCAGCCGCUAGAAGGUCCAGAAAGCCCUCAACUAACUCAUACGAGCUGUGAAUGCAAACCGCGUCGAGUUCAACUCGGAACGCAGCUGAGUGAUUUCAUCAGCCGUCACUGACCAUAAGACGCUGUUGCCCUUGGGACAUCGUUGACAAAACCAAUCCCCAACGUACGUCCCUUUUUCUUAGAGACAACCUUUAAAAAAAAAGAUAAAUGUAAGUGAUAAAAAAAAUAGAUUAAAUAAAUAAUAAUAAUAAAAAAAAUUAAACUUUUACCUUCUCGUAAAUCUGAUCCAUUUCAGGUGUGGAUAAUGUGACCGGUAUUCCAUCGGGGGACUGCUGGGUCAGCUGGGUUUGGCGGUCUUCAAUCCGAGCAACCACAUCGUUGUAGAUUUGUUCGGACCCAUGAUCUACAAAUUGCCCAGCCUUGUUCUUGUGGGUCCUCAUAUAGAUCCUUAAGAGACGGGAGAACAUUUAAGAAACAUUUUAAAAAGUUAUAAUAUAUUAAAAAAAUUAAUUAAUUAAAAUAUUUACCAUAUCCAAACGGACACCAAUGUGGGGUUUCUGACCCGUAGAGUGAAACAUCGGCCCGUUGCCAUGCCCAUCUUUCGUUAGACAGGAGGCGGAGCAAAUGUUGGAGACUUUAAUGGACGAUGGCAGGUUCCAAUAACGAAUGAGGCCAUCCCACACUUCCUUGGUGAGCUCAGCGGGUUUUCUCUGCUCAUAACCCUUCACGAUCCAAUCAUCAUUCCAGUUGGAUACCGUGGCUAACAAUCGACCUUUCGCCUUCCCGACAAACGCUUUUUUCACCCUCUCGUUCAUCCCUACGGACCAAUGAUAUUUUUGCUGUAACAGAACAAAUUAGAUUAAUAAUUAGUUUAAAAAUAAUAAAAAGUUGUAAUAAAAAAAAGUUUAUAUAAUUAAUAGUAACUUACAACGAAAUCAAUUUCCAGUUCGGAUGAGCGUCGGGGAAGUAGCCUUUGAUUGCCUUCGAACCCCAAAGCUGAAAAAACCAAAGUAAAAGUAUUUAAAUUAUUUAUUAUUGUUAUAAAAUAAUUGCACAAUAAAAAUGUAACGUACAACAAAGUUUUGUCCGGUUGGUCAGAAUCUAAGACUGGUAAACCUUCUCUGCAUGCCUGACGUAAUUUUACGAGGACUAAUUGUAGCAAACGAGAUCUUCACUAAUUUUAGAGAUUCCCACAAGUGAUGAUUUUAGUUUCUUCAGUUUCCACCUAUAACAAAUUCUGAGCUUUUGAGUAAAACAGAAUACUAAACAAAAGCCAGUUCCUCAAAGCCAUUAUCAUGUCUGCUUCAAGGUAAACCAUAUGCUUUUGUUCUACACUUUUGUGAAUUGAUGUACAUAUUGUAAAAUGAGUACGUGGGUAUGUAAAUAAAUCAGGUCUCAAGUUGUAAUUAACCCAUCUGACUGAAAAAAGUUUGUUUAUAUGUUAAUCAGGGACCCUUUGGUGGAUGCUCUUAGUAUGAAAGAGGGAAAUGGUGAACACAGUUACGAUACCAAUUCUCAUUAUCAGAGAAGUGUUUUCUCCGAGAUAGAACAUGUGGUGAUAGAGAGCUUCAUAGAAAUGUUAAUGAAUUUGGACUAUCUCGAAUACAUCAAAGUGGCUGGUUGUUCUUCUGGAAGAAACACGUUGUUUGCCAUGUCCGAGAUUGUCAACACGAUAAUACAAUCAUACCAUCAAAAAGGUCGACUCAACGCACCAGAGAUCGAGUGUUGUCUGAACGAUCUUCCACAUAACGACUUCAACACUACCUUCAAGUUGGUACCUUCCUUUCUAGAGAAGCUGAAGAUUGAGGUCAAAGGAAAGUGCUUCGUGUCAGGAGUCCCAAAAUCUUUCUAUUCAAGGCUGUUCCCAAGCAUGUCUCUUCAUCUUGCUCAUUCAUCUUUUAGUCUCCAUUGGCUUUCUAAGGUCCCUGAUGGUCUCGAGAACAACAAUACAAGCAUCCAUAUCAAUGAUACAUCCCCUCCAGAUGUCUACAAAAGUUAUUUGAAUCAGUUCAAGAAUGAUUUCUCGUUGUUCUUAAGAAUGCGUUCAGAAGAGAUAGUGCCUAAUGGGCAGAUGGUUCUCACGUUCGUGGGAAGAAAGGUUUCUGAUCCUUUAUCCAAAGAUUGUUUUCAGGUUUGGUCGUUGUUAUCCGAUUGCAUCCUUGAUCUAGUGUCCGAGGUUAAGAGAGCAAUGGGACGUCGUUAUAGCUAUAGUCAGCCAUCAGAGUCCGAGGACUAUGGUGGGAACUCAAGAGACAGCAGUGGGUAUAGCUCUACAGAGGAGCUCAUUCGGCGUGAUCAAGCAGAGCUAGGCCACUCAGAGUUCCCCGAACCACAUCAGUAUCCUCCUCAACCCGAAGUCGAGUUUGGUUUCCCACAAAUCUGCUACUGUGGAGCUCAACCUAUUCUUGCUACAAACCGCUCUGAUCCAGGCAGAAGAUAUUACACAUGUGAGAACAUUGAUGAUGGCGAGUGUCUUGUUUGGAAGUCAUGGGACCUCGCGGUUAUGGAGGAGAUGAGAGCAAGGGAUAGACACACACUUGAGCUCGCUGAAAAGGUUGACUCUCUAACCAUUAUGAGUGACUAUGAAACAGAGCAGAAGGUGGCUAAGUUAGAGUUGAUUGUUUCUGAGCUAGGUAACAAGAAUUCUAGGUUGAACAAGAGAUUUGACAUGGUUGUUGGUUUAGUGUUCGUUCUUCUUGUGGCAAUAGGUUUGGUUGUAAUGUUUAAGUAACAAUGUAUAAUGUGGUAUUUUGAGAAGAUGAAUAUGCAAUAGUUUAGGUGGUGAGGUCGGUUUAUUAGGAGAGCAAUGAUGUAUUAUUGUAUGUUGUAUUGGAUGUUCUAUGGGAUGUUGUAUGAGAUGUUGUAUUAUUGUAACAAGCUCGGAUGUUAUAUUAUUGUAUUAUUGUAUCAAGCUCGUAUGAUAAGCUGUGUUUAUUAGUUUAUGUGUCUGUUUAUGUGUCUGUUUUUGUACAAGUAUUAUAAGCUGUGUUUAUUGUAAUUUGCUCGGAUGAAUAUGUAAUAGUUUAUGUGACUGUUUUUGUACAAGUAUUAUAAGCUGUGAUGUCGGCAAGUAUUAAUUUUGUACACAAGCAACCCGUGACCCCUAUAUCCCAACAAAACAACAAACUCGUGUCACAAGCAAUCCAUGACCCCUAUAUCCCAACAAAAAAAACUAGUGUCACAAGGUACAUGACAUCACGGGUGAGACAUAGGCUAGUAAAAUAUCUACUCACUAUCACACUAUAAGUAGAAGAGAACUUCAUCACAUUUACUUCACAACUUCAUCCGUCUUCUAUCUCUCUUAAAAAUCAGAUUAAAAAUUAAGUUUUUUUUUUUCAUUUCAAAUGGCUGGUUCAUCACAUUAUCAUUACCAUAAAAAUGAUGAAGAUGAUGCUGAAUUUGAAUCUCUAUUUGAAGAAUUAUUAGAAAUCCCCGAAAUGUUGUCCGAACCCAAAAACAGAAAAAACGUAUUUUUAUUGAAAGACACCGCGAAGAAGGCGACAUCCAGCUAUGGAAUGAUUAUUUUUUUGAAACUCCUACAUAUCCUUCCAAUAUAUUCCGCCGACGAUUUCGAAUGAGCAAGUCAUUGUUCAUGCGGAUUGUGCAUCGCCUCUCUACGGAAGUGGAGUAUUUUGCUGCAACGGAAGAUGCAGUCGGAAGGCGUAGUCUAUCACCGCUCCAGAAAUGCACAGCAGCAAUACGUCAAUUAGCAUAUGGGGGUGGGGCUGAUACGGUGGACGAAUAUGUCAGACUUGGUGAAUCAACAGCUCGGAAUUGCUUGCACAAUUUUACUGCCGCAAUCAUCGACUUGUUUGGCGAUGAGUACCUAAGACGUCCAACACCCGAAGAUCUUGAAAGGCUACUACACAAGGGAGAAGAACGUGGAUUUCCCGGGAUGAUUGGAAGCAUCGACUGUAUGCACUGGGAGUAGAAGAAUUGCCCCACCUCUUGGAAAGGUAUGUAUUCCCGAGGAACAGAUAAACCAACUAUUGUGUUGGAGGCCGUGGCUUCUUAUGACCUCUGGAUAUGGCACACCUUUUUAGGAACUCCAGGUACUAUGAACGAUCUUAAUAUUCUUGAUCGAUCACCUGUUUUUGAUGACAUUAUUAACGGAAUUGCUCCCAAAGUCAAUUACAAUGUCAACGGCAGGGAGUACGAUUUGGCCUAUUAUCUUACAGAUGGUAUUUAUCCGGAAUGGG